AGUUUAAAUUUAGCCCCUCCCCAUCUCGUAACGGUCGUCCGAGUCGAUGCCUAGGCUGCUGAGGCGGAGGAGAUUUUAAAUAAAUUUUCCUCAUAACUUACGAAGCUUUUAAAGCAAAAUUAUUUUUUGUUUUCAUUCAUAAAGAAGUACGGGGUAUAGAGAUGGGCGAGGGUAAUGUCAAGGUGUGCGUCCGUGUACGACCCCUGAUACAGAGGGAGACCACCAGUGGCAGCAAUGUCACGUACUGGAAGUCAGACAAAAACUCCAUGACUCAGAUUGACAACAACAAAUGUUUCAUAUUUGACCGUGUCUUUGGCGUCGAUGAACAGACUUGUGAUGUGUUCGAUGAAAUUGCGAGGCCCAUCAUUAAAGCCGCUGUCAAAGGCUACAAUGGUACCAUCUUCGCUUAUGGACAAACGUCAUCGGGGAAAACUUUCACAAUGUUGGGAUCUGAGAGCCACCCAGGCAUCAUCCCCUUGGCCAUGAAAGAGGUUUUUGACGUCAUAAAAAAUCUGCCGAGCAGAGAGUUUCUCCUGCGCGUUUCUUACAUGGAAAUCUACAACGAGACCAUCUGUGACCUGCUGUCCAAAGACAAAAAGAAGAAAUCGCUGGACAUUCACGAAGAUGUCAAUAGGACGGUGUACGUUGCCGAUCUGAGGGAGGAGGUGAUCACCAGCAUAAAGGACAUUCUGGAGAUUAUGAGCAUUGGCGAAAAGAACCGCCACUAUGGAGAGACCAAGAUGAACGAUCACAGCAGCCGGUCCCAUUCAAUCUUCCGAAUGAUCAUCGAGAGCCGGGAGAGGUCACAGAGGGAGUCGAUGGAUGGCGCCAUCGCCGUGUCUCACUUGAAUUUGGUGGACUUGGCUGGCAGCGAGAGGACCAGGCAGACUGGGGCAGAAGGCUUGAGGCUAAAAGAAGGAUGUAACAUCAACAGAAGCCUCUUCAUCCUGGGCCAGGUCAUUAAGAAGCUGAGUGAAAACCCCUCUGGGGGUGUGUACCUAAACUACCGUGACAGCAAGCUUACGAGAAUCCUGCAGAACUCAUUGGGGGGGAACGCCAAAACGGUCAUCCUGUGCACGGUCACACCAGCCGCCCUCGAGGAGACACUCAGCACCCUCAUGUUUGCCAGCACGGCGAAGAACAUGAAGAAUUCCGCUCAUGUGAACGAGGUGAUUGAUGAUGAGGCCAUGCUGAAAUGCUGCAGGAGGGAGAUCAUGAAUCUGAAGAAGGAACUGAUGCAGAAAACGCAGAUGCACCAGGCUCAGGCGCAGCAGCUUGCAGAGCGCGAUCAGCAGCAGAGAGAGAGCGAGGAGCGAAUCCGCAGCCUCAAGCACAUGAUCAUCAACUACAGUGUUACUGCUGCGGGCGCCGCCGACGACUCCGCGGCUGCAAGACCAAAGCGCAGGGAGACAUGGUGUCCCGGUCUUCUGAGAUCUCAAGCGAAAAAGUUCCGGGGCAACAGCAACAUGACAGGCGAUCUGGACUUGGCCUCAGCCACAGACGUGACACAGGGAGAAGACACGUCGGAUUUAUCGCUCCUAGACGUCAACAAGUCUUUAGGCUUCGUGUCUGUGCGCCGCGAACGCGGGUCCUCGGCGAUGGUAAUGGUGGGGGAUGAUCCCGAGGAGGAGGAGUCGGAGUGGCUGCGGAGCAUCUCCUCGGAAGACAGCCCCUUGUUUAGCAAACUGCAAGCCAAGGUCAGUGAGCUGGAGGAGGAGCUGCAGGAUGCUCGCCUGAAGGAGGCGGAAAAGAACGGACAAUUCAUGGCCAUCCUUGAUGACAGGGACGAGCUACGCCAGGAACUUGCCACCCUCGAGGCGAAGCUGAAGGAAAUGGAGGCAGAGAGGCAGCGCGUAGAAACCGGCGCGCAUGACUCUCCGCUGGAAACGGCUGGAGCUCCGUCAGACCACUUGGUCGCUUCAAAUGGCGCAAGCGGGCAACACUUUAAUUCAACAAAAGACGAGAACGAUCCAAAUGCUGCCCCCCUUGCUUUACAGCUGAAUGUGCAGGAUUACGAGGAGCAGAUUUCAGCCUUGAAGGGGAGAGUUGCUGCAUGCGAAAAGGAGAACAGCAGACUUAGGGAUGCUGCAAUGGAGGCGGAAAACAUCGCGCAGUACCUGGAGGAGAUUUCAAAUCUGCAGAGUGGCCUGUCGCAUCUGAAAACUGAAAAUGCCAAGCUCCGAGAGCUAGUGGAAAAUCGUUCACCUGAAGGUAAAGAAGUGCUGGACUCUUCAUGUGAGGCUCCAAAUGAUAGCCCUGCUAAUGCUCUUCUAGCAGAGGAGAACACCUGCUUGAAACUGGAAUGGGAGACGAUGGGCAAAGAGGUGGAGAAGGCGCAGGCAGAAUGUGCAGAAGCAUCAUCUCGGUUGCUUGACUGUCAGUUCAGGCUGUCGGCAAUGGAGGAGCAGAACUCGGAACUUAACGACGAGCUUCAUGCUAAGAAUAGAGACCUUGUUGAAGCAAACACCUCUUUGAAAUCUCUCGAUGAGGAACUCUCUUCCCUGCGGAUGAAGCUACGAGAGAAUGAGGAUGGGAUCGCCCAGCAUGAUGAAGACGGACCCACUGCUGUGCAGCUACUGGAAGAAAGGCUGACUGGCCUCAACGACCAAGUGACGGAAAUGCAAAUAAUCAACCAGGACCUUGCUACUGAAUUGGCAUUGAAAGAGCUGAACCUACAGAAAGUGGAGCAGUCUGCGAAGGCCUCUGCUGAGGAAAUAUCCACUUUGCAGUUGAGCAGUGAUGCAGCCAAAGCUGAAUUGGAGCAUCUGAAAGGCCUGCUCGAGCAAAAGAGUGAAGAGCUUGACCAGUGGGCGUCGUCUUCAAUGGAUGAGAGAAUACAACUGGAAUUGCAAUUGGCUUCCCUCAGGAAGGGAAUGGAACAGCUGGGAGAGGAGCUGCAGAUUGCACGUAAAUCAAAAGAGCAAGCUGGUGACUCCCAUCCUGAAAUGGAAGCCUCUGACGCAGUGGCUCAGCUGAGUUCUUUGGAGACGCAGUGCGAAAUGCUGCAGAGCAAACUAAGGGAAAAAUCUAGUGAGUUGGACACCCUUGCUGGUGUUUUGGAGGAGAAUAGAUCUUUGCAGACGAAACUGGAAAGUGAGAACCAAGACCUUCAGGAUAAGGUUGUGAAGAUGUCACUUGAAUACGAGAGAGAAAUAUGCAAUAAUAAAACAUUGGUGACUGAAAUUGCUGCUCUUCAGCAGCAAGUGAGAGAGUUUGAUGACGAUAACAGUCGCCUUGUGGAGGAAAGCAAGGGUUACUCUGAAACGAAUAUUACACUCCAACACUCUGUUGAAGAAGCUCAGCAACAAGUGUCACUCCUCAAGGACAGCGUUGAAAAAUUAACCGAAGAAAAUUAUGAACUAAAAAUGGAUAUCCAAGGGACAACUUUAAUGUCCAGGCCUGCCCAAGAGCCGGUCAGCCAAGGUUCUCGGAAAAGGGCUGAAGAGCGCCGGUCGACACGCAGGUCAUCGAAAUUGAUUGCUAAAAUGGAGCUGUCGUUCGAUGAGUGCGAUUACAGGCUCCUCAACCCACAGCAGGCGGCCGACACUUGCAGCAUCAUACCGGAGAAUUUGGCCGAAGUGGAACUGGAGAGCCUGCGUGGAAAGCUUGCCAGUUUGGAGGAGGAAAACAAGUCUUUGCUUGCACUGCUGCUGCCUGCUCCUGAGAAGCCAGAGGAGGAAAUGAGUGACAGCGUGGCUGAGCUGCUAGCCAGGGUGCCCAUACUGGAGGAGGAGAAAUGUCGACUGGAGGCCGCACUAGACACAAAGACGAGAGAGCUCGGGUCCAUCUCAGAUGAGGCCACAACGAUUAAGAAGCAGCUCAAAUCUGCGGAAAAAGAGAUUGAGAACCUGCAGAUGAUCUUGGAUGCGCUGAAUGAGGAGUCUGUGAAUCAGUAUAAAUUGAGUAGCAGUGAGAAUGAAAGGAUGAAUACGAUGGAGGAGGAAAAUGAGUGUGUGCGCAAAAAACUGGAAGCUCUGCUGGCCCAUGCUGCUGAGAGCGAUCAUGUGGAGGUAUCCAAUGAAGCAGAUGUCAAUCUGGAAGCCAAACUGAGGACACUGGAGGAGGAGAAGGCGAACUUGCAAGCACAAAUAGAGCAUGUCCAGGCAGAAUGCGAAGCACUCUCAAAUGCUGCCGAUGACAAUGCUGGAAGAAUGCGAGUGGUGGAGUCCGAGUUAGAAUCCGCCAGAUUGCAGAAUGAGGAGAUGUCCAUUACCCUUGUCUCUGUCCAAGCCAAACUUCAGGAAGUGGACCAUGAGAAUGCCCAAUUACGCGACCAUGUCAAUUCUGCAGGUGUGCUUGAUGACAAACUUUCAACGGCAAUGGAGACCAUUUUGAUGCUGAACGAAAAACUUUCAUCAAUCCAAAUUGAAAAACAAGAGCUGCAAGUGCGAGUGGAUUCUUUACAAACUCAGAGUGAUGAACUCUCCACUGCUUCGAACAUCACUGCCCUCAAUAGCGAACUACAGCUGCUUCAGGAAGAGAAGGAGGCUUUGCAGUCCCAAUUUGAGGAUGCUGUGCUGCGCUGCGAGCGGCUGUCUAGUAUUUCGGAUGAGCUCGCUGAUCUGAAGGUUCGGUUUGCAAUGACACAAGAUGAAAAGGAGUCUCUACAGUUGCAAAUUGACUCCCUUGCUAAAGAACAAGGUGACCGUUAUCUGAAGGGUGCUCAGGAGGCUUCCAUGCUGGAGGAAAAGAUUAAUGUGCUCGAACAUGAAAAGAGAGCGCUGCAGAUACUGCUUGACUCUGACGGAAAAAGGGGUGAGGAGCUGUCUGCUGAAACAGAGAUGAUAUCUCUGAAGGUCAAACUCCAAGAGCUGCAGGAUCAAAAUGAAGCGUUGCGGUUGCAGUUUGAGUCCUGUGAUGUGCAGUGUCAGCAACUGUCUGGUAGAUCUAAUGAAGUUUCCGAUCUCAAGAGCAGGCUUCACAAGAUUGUAGAAGAAAAUGUAAUGGUGCAGUCAUGUGGCAAUUCUGAUGGAGUGAAACGUGCUCAGCUGUCAGCUUCCUCGGAUGAAGUUUUCCUUAAGGUUCAACUUCAAGAGCUACAAGGUGAAAGGGAACAGAUGCAAUGCCAAUUAUAUUCUCUUCAAUUGCAGUGUGAGCAGCUUUCUUCAGCCCCUGAUGAACUUCGUGAUCUGAAGACCAGACUUGGGGUACUAGAGGAGGAAAAGGAACUGCUUCAAACACAACUGAACUCAACACAUUCUCAAGCACUUAAUGAUAAAUCAUCAGAGAAUGCUGAUAAAAUUUCUGCAUUGACAGAAACAUUAGAGCUUAUGGAACUUGAAAGGCGUGAAUUGCAAUUGCAGUUAAAUUCUGCUAAAGCACAGCAUGCUGAGUGGGCUGAUGAAAUGUCAACCCUGAAGCACAAUUUUCAGGAACUGCAAGAUAAGAAGGAUCAGUUAGAAUCUUGGUCGGAUUCGCUUCGUCUGCAGUGUGAACAGCUCUCGGCAACCUCUGAUGAACUUGCUGAUCUGAAGACUAAACUUCAGGUUAUCCAAAUUGAGAAUUCUGAUCUGAAGACCAGGCUUCAAAUGUUGGUGGAGGCGAAAGAGGAACUUCUCCAGACACAGCUGAACUCUUCAACACAUUCUCAGGAACUCAGUGAUGAAUUGGCAAAGACUGCUGCAGAAAUUUCUGCACUGAAAGAAAGACUAGAGCUAGUUGAAGGUGAAAAAGGUGAACUGCAAGUGCAAUUAGAUUCUGCUAAAACACAGCAAGAGCAGUGGUCCUCUGCCACAGAUGAAUUGGCAACCCUAAAGCUUAAACUACAAGCGCUUCAAGAUGAGAAGGAGCAGUUACAAUUGCAGUUUGAUUCACUUGGACUGCAGUGCGAGCAGCUCUCGGCAGCCUCUGAACUUGCUGAUCUGAAGACUAAACUUCAGGUUAUCCAAAUUGAGAAUGCUGAUCUGAAGACCAAGCUUCGGGUGCUAGAGGAAGAAAAGGAACUGCUCCAAACAAAACUAAACUCUUCAACACAUUCUCAGGAACUUGGUGAUGAAUUGGCAAAGACUGCUGAAGAAAUUUCUGCACUGAAAGAAAGACUAGAGCUAGUUGAAGGUGAAAAAGGUGAACUGCAAGUGCAAUUAGAUUCUGCUAAAACACAGCAAGAGCAGUGGUCCUCUGCCACAGAUGAAUUGGCAACCCUAAAGCUUAAACUACAAGCGCUUCAAGAUGAGAAGGAGCAGUUACAAUUGCAGUUUGAUUCACUUGGACUGCAGUGCGAGCAGCUCUCGGCAGUCUCUGAACUUGCUGAUCUGAAGACUAAACUUCAGGUUAUCGAAAUUGAGAAUGCUGAUCUGAAGACCAGGCUUCGGGUGCUAGAGGAGGAAAAGGAACUGCUCCAAACACAACUAAACUCUUCAACACAUUCUCAAGAACUUGGUGAUAAAUCCUCAGAGACUGCCGAUAAAAUUCCUGCAUUAACAGAAAAAUUGCAGCUUGUGGAACUUGAAAGGAGUGAAUUGCAAUUGCAGUUAGAUUCUGCUAAAGCACAGCAUGCUGAGUGGGCUGAUGAAAUGUCAACCCUGAAGCACAAUUUUCAGGAACUGCAAGAUAAGAAGGAUCAGUUAGAAUCUUGGUCGGAUUCUCUUCGUCUGCAGUGUGAACAGCUCUCGGCAACCUCUGAUGAACUUGCUGAUCUGAAGACUAAACUUCAGGUUAUCCAAAUUGAGAAUUCUGAUCUGAAGACCAGGCUUCAAAUGUUGGUGGAGGCGAAAGAGGAACUUCUCCAAACACAGCUGAACUCUUCAACACAUUCUCAGGAACUCGGUGAUGAAUUGGCAAAGACUGCUGCAGAAAUUUCUGCACUGAAAGAAAGACUAGAGCUAGUUGAAGGUGAAAAAGGUGAACUGCAAGUGCAAUUAGAUUCUGCUAAAACACAGCAAGAGCAGUGGUCCUCUGCCACAGAUGAAUUGGCAACCCUAAAGCUUAAACUACAAGCGCUUCAAGAUGAGAAGGAGCAGUUAGAAUUGCAGUUUGAUUCACUUGGACUGCAGUGCGAGCAGCUCUCGGCAGCCUCUGAACUUGCUGAUUUGAAGACUAAACUUCAGGUUAUCGAAAUUGAGAAUGCUGAUCUGAAGACCAGGCUUCGGGUGCUAGAGGAGGAAAAGGAACUGCUCCAAACACAACUAAACUCUUCAACACAUUCUCAAGAAUUUGGUGAUAAAUCCUCAGAGACUGCCGAUAAAAUUCCUGCAUUAACAGAAAAAUUGCAGCUUGUGGAACUUGAAAGGAGUGAAUUGCAAUUGCAGUUAGAUUCUGCUGAAGCACAGCAUGCUGAGUGGGCUGAUGAAAUGUCAACCCUGAAGCACAAUUUUCAGGAACUGCAAGAUAAGAAGGAUCAGUUAGAAUCUUGGUCGGAUUCGCUUCGUCUGCAGUGUGAACAGCUCUCGGCAACCUCUGAUGAACUUGCUGAUCUGAAGACUAAACUUCAAGUUAUCCAAAUUGAGAAUUCUGAUCUGAAGACCAAGCUUCAAAUGUUGGUGGAGGCGAAAGAGGAACUUCUCCAAACACAUCUGAACUCUUCAACACAUUCUCAGGAUCUCAGUGAGAAAUUGGCAAAGACUGCUGCAGAAAUUUCUGCACUGAAAGAAAGACUAGAGCUAGUUGAAGGUGAAAAAGGUGAACUGCAAGUGCAAUUAGAUUCUGCUAAAACACAGCAAGAGCAGUGGUCCUCUGCCACAGAUGAAUUGGCAACCCUAAAGCUUAAACUACAAGCGCUGCAAGAUGAGAAGAAUCAGUUAGAAUUGCAGUUUGAGUCACUUGGACUGCAGUGCGAGCAGCUCUCGGCAGCCUCUGAUGAACUUGCUGAUCUGAAGACUAAGCUUCAGGUUAUCCAAAUUGAGAAUGCUGGUCUGAAGACCAAGCUUCGGGUGCUAGAGGAAGAAAAGGAACUGCUCCAAACAAAACUAAACUCUUCAACACAUUCUCAGGAACUCGGUGAUGAAUUGGCAAAGACUGCUGAAGAAAUUUCUGCACUGAAAGAAAGACUAGAGCUAGUUGAAGGUGAAAAAGCUGACCUUCAAGUGCAAUUAGAUUCUGCUAAAACACAGCAAGAUCAGUGGUCCUCUGCCACAGAUGAAUUGGCAACCCUAAAGCUUAAACUACAAGCGCUUCAAGAUGAAAAGGAGCAGUUAGAAUUGCAGUUCGAUUUGCUUCGGCGACAGUGUGAACAGCUCUCGGCAGCUUCUGAUGAACUUGCUGAUCUGAAAAUUCUACUUCAGGUUAUCCAAAAUGAGAAUGAAAUUCUACAACAGGAGCACUCUCAUAACAAGGAAAUGUCAGCAAUGAAGGACCGUAACCGUGAGCUACAAGCUCUCAUUGACUCCCUUCAAACUCCGAAAGAUCUCUUAUCCACCACUUCUGAUGAAAUUGUAUCUCUAAAGGCUGCACUGGAGGCGCUACAGACUGAACGGGAAGAGCUGAAAUCCCAGCUGGAUUUUACCAAAUCUCAGUAUGAGCAGUUGUCCUUUGCCUCCGAAGAGACAUCUUCGCUCCGAUCAAAGUUGGAGAUGGCAGUGGUGGAGUCGGCGCGCUUGCAGAGCUGCCUGGAGUCUGCUAAUACCCAGCUGGAAGUGCAGUCGCACGUUACGCUGGAACUCGAGCAGAUGAGAUCGGCACUCAGCACCCUGGAGGGCAAAAGGGCACGCAUGCAAGCACUGCUGGGCUGCGGCGAUACCACAGAUGAUGCCAGGGAGGAGGAAGAGGAUCCAUUCGUGGGGAAGAGCCUGCUGCCAGCCGAGGCAGGACGUAUAUAUUCGCGCGACUCCAUGCGCGACAGCGGAAUAGGGAGAUCCAGUGGGGACAUGGUGGAACUUGGCAGCAAUAUUCCACUGCUCGAGGACGAGCAGCUGUUGGUGUGCGACGAAGGAGACGUUGGCUCCCACGAUGCGUCGGUCGUGAGCACCCUAAUGGAGGAGCGUAACGCUGAAAGCGAUGAGCUGCGGCGCUCGCUCGAGGAGCUGAAGGAGAAGUUUGUCCGGGUGCAGAACGAGCGUAGACGGAGCAGUCACAAGCACUUGAACCAGGAGGAGCACUUACAGAAUCAGCUGCUGGAGAGCAUCCAGCUGUGCGAGAGUCUGCUGCUGGAGAAGAAAGAGCUGGAGGCGCAGCUUGAGGCUAGAGUUAAUUUGGUCGAGAAGCUCCAAGAGGACCUGAGAACCAAGAAGGUUGAGCUUCAGGACCUGCAGGAACUACAAGAGUUUGAAAAUCUGGAAAAGAAGACUGAGCAUGAGGCGCAGCUGAUGCAUGAAUUUGAGCAGCUCAAUAAACUUGUGCAGCAAGGGGUGGAAUACAACCAGGAGUUGGAGGCUGACCUGAAGAGGACGUUGCAGGAGCUGCGCUGCAAGGAGGAGGAGAUGCGUAGGCUGCAGGAAGAGAUGUUCCAAAUGACCGAAGCGAUGUCCAAGCAGCAGCGGUGGGAGAACGACAUGCCAAAGGGUUCGGAUGCGCAGGAGCUUAGGGAGCACGUGAAGACGCUGCGGAAGUCACUGGAGGACGCGGAAACCGUGACAAAGGACAGCACCAAGCAGGCCGCCAUACUUCGCACGGAAAACCUCAGCCUCAAGGAGCAGAUGGCGGACAUCCAGGUGAGACUGCAGGCUCUGACGAGGGAGGCGGAGGGCUGCCGCUCAUCGCUCGAGCAGGAGAAAGUGCGCUACUGCAGCAUGGAGAUGGACCUACAGCGCGAGCUGCGCAGCAUCUAUGCCGACCACACCCGCCUCUCGCAGCUCCUCGACGGCAAAGUGCCCAAAGAUCUUCAGACGCGCUAUGAGCUGGAGAAGCAGCUGCAGGAGGUGAAGGCUCGCCUGCAAUCGAUGAUGGAGAGGGACCAAAUGCAAACGGAGGCCUCCCGCCCCGACAAAGCCGACAUCACUGCUCAUGAACGUGCCACCUUGAUGCAAGAGACAUCCGAGCUGAACGAGAAACUCAGCCUCGCGACGGCCGAGAGGGACCAACUGGCGGCAAACCUGGAGACGGCGGUGCGGGAGAAGGUCGACCUACAGCGAAGGGCAUUGGCUCGAGAUGAUGAGCUGGCAUUGGAGAAGGAGAACGUCGCCACGGAGAAGGAGCUCGCUCGGCAGCAAGAGCUUUGCCUUGCCGAGGAAUUGGCUUGCAGGAAAGCCGAGCUCUCCCAAUCGUCUCUGGCGAGCAGCGUUGAGCACCGGGAUGCCACCGGCGCCUUGAGCACGGUGACAGAGCAGCUUUCGGACAUGAAAGAAAGGGUGCGCUGUUUCACCCUGCAAAGGGACGAACUGUCGGCCAGGGUGGAUACGCUGGUUGCAGAGAGGGAAAGCCUGCUGGCGGAGAAGGGCUUGCUGGAAAGUGCGCUGCUCAGCCAGGAGGCGGGCGCGCGAGAGGAACACGGCCGGCUCUCGCGGGAGGUGGCAGUGUUGAAUGAGCAGCUGGGCAUAUUGGCCGAGGAGAAGGCGGCCGUGCAGCUGAGCCUCGAGAGGGUCAUCGCGGAGAGGGAUGAGAUACAAAGCGAUCUCCAGGAUAAUGUCGACAGCGCCAUCCAAAUUCAAGCGGAGCUGUUGGAGCUGCAGGCAAAGCUGAAGGCUUCACAGAUGCAGCAGAAGGACAUGGAGAAGGCCCUUCAGGAGAAGUCCACUGAAGUUAUGAGGAUGCAGAAACGGCUGAUGGAAGCACAAUCAUCUGGACAGGCCAUGCAAAUUCAAGGGGAGCUGUUUGAGCUGCAGGAGAAGAUGAAAGCCUCAGAGAUGCAGCACAAGGACAUGGAGAAGGCCCUUCAGGAGAAGUCCACCAAGGUGGUGUGGCUGCAGAAACAACUGACAGAGGCACAGGUGUCUGAACAGGACCUAAGCGCACGCAUGUCGGACCUGAACGGCCGCUGCGCGAAGCUGUCUGCCGACCUGUCCUCGCGGGAGGCGCUGGUGGAGCAGCUGCAGGGCUCUCUGUCGCAGGAGCAGCGGCGCACGUUGGACGAGGAGCAGCGCCAUUCGGCACUGGUGGAGGAGCUCCGUGCAGCGCACCACAGCAGCGAGGGCUUGCGGGACGAGGUGCAGGUGCUGAGCCGACAGGUUGUGGAGCUCGAGCAGCAGCUGGCGCUCGCCCAGGAAAAGAACAACAAUUUCAUUGCUGAAGCAGCCCACCAUGUUGAGGAGCUGAAUUUGAUGACGUUGCAGUCGGAGUACUUCAUGAAGCUGAUCGAUGAAUCUGACAUGGAGCUCAAGGAGGAGAGGAAUCGGACUCAGGAGCUGCUGGCUCGCGUCGCCUCCCUCGAGUCGCAGCUGGAGGCGGCCACGGCAGGCGGGUUAGCCGGACCGAGUGGCUCGAGCGAGCUCCAACAGCUGAAGGAGAAGCUCACGGAGGUGGAGGCAUCUUUGAAGUUCAACAAGGAGACGAUGGGCAGCAGCGAGAAGGCGUUUGGCGAGACGGUGGAGCGCCUGCAGUCCGAGCUCGCGGUGGAGAAGCGUCAGACGGACGUGCUGAGGCAGCGCGUCGCCGUGCUGGAGAGCGAGGCUCCUCACCUUAACUCCCAGCUGCAGGUCGCCCAUGCCGAACAGAGCGUCGACACAUCGGAGAGCCAGCAGCAACUGGAAACUUUGAAGGAAGAGGUCCAGGAGAUGAAGUUUCAGUCGGAGUACUUCAUGAAGCUGAUCGAUGAAUCUGACAUGGAGCUCAAGGAGGAGAGGAAUCGGACUAAGGAGCUGCUGGCUCGCGUCGCCUCCCUCGAGUCGCAGCUGCAGGCUGCCAUGUCAGGUGGAAGAGCCGGGCCGAGCGAGUCGGGCGAGCUCCAACGGCUGAAGGAGAAGCUCACGGAGGUGGAAGCGUCUUUGAAGUUCAACAAGGAGACGAUGGGCAGCAGCGAGAAGGCGUUUGGCGAGACGGUGGAGCGCCUGCAGUCCGAGCUCGCGGUGGAGAAGCGUCAGACGGACGUGCUGAGGCAGCGCGUCGCCAUGCUGGAGAGCGAGGCUCCUCGCCUUGGCUCCCAGGUUGCCCGUGCCGAACAAAGCGCCGACACAUCGGAGAGCCAGCAGCAACUGGAAACUUUGAAGGAAGAGGUCCAGAAUCUGCAGGAGCUGCUCGCCUGCGGAAAUGACGGCAAAGAGGAAGCGGUGGCGUUGCGCGCGAAGAUGGCGGAGAUGGUGUCGCGCGUGAGCGAGCUUGAGCAGCGUGUGAUCAGGAGGGACUCGCAGCUUUGCGAUCUCAAAAGGCGGCUGCAGGUCCUCAUGAAGCCAAAUAAGCCGGAUGCUGACGGGAAGGAGUCUGCAGAUGUCAAGUAUGAGCUCGUGAAACUGCAGUUGGAGAAGUACAAGCUGGAGAGCGCUCACGAGAAGGAGGUCAAGUCUCUGAAGACCACGUUGAGCGCAAAGGAGCAGACACUGAGGAGGCUGAAGGAGGACCUGCGUGCGGCGAGGCAGCAGGCGGACUCCACCUUCUCAGAGCCGAGUCACGGUGCCUCAUCUGGCGUCGUCACCUGCGGUGGUGGCAGCGGCGUCAUACAGGCCACGGCACUCAUCAUCCUGCAGAACGAGAACACGCGGCUGCACAAUGAGCUGAAGCAUCUGAAACUCAAGCUGACGUCAAUCAAGGAAGGGACGAUGCUGGUGCGACUCAAGGACUCCGCGACCAAGUACAAGCGGGAGAACGAGGCGCUCAGGGAGAAUGUGAAGUUGCUGCAGUCUCAGCUGGACCUCCAGAAGGUGGAGAGCAGCGCGGCAGCGCCACCGUCGCCGCAACUGCCACCGGCACCAAAAACGGCCUCCGACGCGCCAGCCGGCAGCCUCCGCACACCCACCAAGCGAGCGAAGGCCUGCAUUGAGAACAAGGCCCCACUCUCCCCACGCAAGAACCUCAUGAUGCCGCAACCUAAGAAGCAGUACUUCGAGCCGGGAGCGCCGAUCGCCCUGCCGAGCAACGUCCAGUUCUUCGACAACUCCAGGCUCGAAUUGAGUCCGCAGAAACGUGCGCCACGCUCCACCGCUAACAGGGAUGAUGAAGACUUCUGGAAGGGGCCGUCGCAUGCCGACCAGUGCAAGCAGCAGUAACGGAGUCACUACUGAUUGGAGUCUUUAAAGCAUCGUCCUAAUUAUUUUAUUGCUUUACAAGCGUGCUUUCAAAAUACGGCAGAGAAAAACGAAACUAAAGGUAGCAGAAAAAAUAUAACCCCUUUAGAGCAAUUAUUAGUCACAAGGCUGUCUAUAAAUGUAUACAACAAUACUCUUGUGUACAAUAAUCACAGCAUGGCAAUGUAAUGUAAAACUAUAAAUGGUAUAGUGUUUGGUAUGUUUAUGCGUGGGAGCAACGGAAAUCAUAAUGUAAAUAAAUUGUGUGAUUUCCUUACUUGUUAAUGCACAUUUAGAAGUGUAUAUCAAAGUUUGACAGACAUUGAGUUAGAUUGGCAUUUACGUUGUGUAACUUGCAGUGCGCCACAAUCCAUGACACAAAAACAUGGCUCUUUCAUAACAUUCUACUUGUCAUUAUUGCCCCAAACUAUAAUUAUUUACAGUUGUUAGUAAGAAUCUAAAUUUACGGUUUUAGCCAAGCCAAUAAGUUUUGGUUGCAGAAUGAAGAAAGCCUUUUGCUUUGUUUUUUUUAUCAAUGCGGUUUCUAACCAUGCACCUUUUUGAUCUAUUUAAAUAUCUGAUUUCUGCGUAGUUGCACAAUACCUUUGGCUGUUUACAGAGUUCCUCUGCCUGACGCUUGUUUAUCAAUCCUGUUGCAAGUGUGGAACUGUUGGUGAGAGCCCUCAUGUCUGUUUUAGGUUAUUGUAAACAUUCUGCUGUAUAAGACUUUCGCUGAGAGAUAUUGGGUUCCGGUGAUCUUUGCUUUAAACUGUUUUUCCCAAAUAUUAAUUUUCUUUUAGUUUUAAUAAAGUUCGUUAUGUCCUUGUCA
Molecule: messenger RNA, 13854 nt
Organism: Petromyzon marinus (sea lamprey)
Lineage: Eukaryota; Metazoa; Chordata; Hyperoartia; Petromyzontiformes; Petromyzontidae
Gene: CENPE
Product: centromere protein E
Biological process (GO): mitotic cell cycle; microtubule-based movement
Cellular component (GO): microtubule
Molecular function (GO): microtubule binding; microtubule motor activity; ATP binding
Source: RefSeq, a predicted model, not a curated record